AGAAACCAGUGGACUUUUAUUUCCUUGAAUGCUGUAAAUUAGUUCUAAAGGAAUGGACAACUCCAACAAAAAAACCCACACAAACUUUCUGAGAAGCAAGCAAGAGAACUAGAAAAAAACAGCUUGACUUGCAAAAUCUCACCUGACCGAUGACUGACUCUGCUAAUGCAACACUAAUUUGAGACACCUUCAUACAUCAGAUCCAAGGAUGUUUGUGUUGCUUUACAUUACAAGUUUUGCCAUCUACACAAGCGAACAACCUCUUCAAAGCCAGUUCAAAGGAGACAAUUACUACACCAGAUACAUCUGCAGCAUCCCUGGUUUGCCAGGCCCUGUGGGUCCCCCCGGAGCUGGCGGAUCCCCAGGUCCACACGGACGCAUUGGUCUUCCAGGAAGAGAUGGGAGAGAUGGCAGGAAGGGAGAAAAAGGUGAAAAAGGGAGUGCAGGUUUAAGAGGAAAGACUGGGCCAUUAGGACCAGCUGGAGAGAAAGGAGACCAAGGCGAGUCUGGUAAAAAAGGACCUGGAGGACUGACUGGUGCCAAAGGAGAAGUAGGUCCAGCUGGACCACCUGGACCUAAGGGAGAUAAAGGAGACCGUGGAGAGCCAGGCGCACCAGGGGUCUGUAAGUGUGGAAAGAUAGUGCUGAAAUCUGCCUUUUCUGUUGGCAUCACCACCAGCUACCCAGAGGAGAGACUACCAAUUAUAUUCAAUAAAGUCCUCUUCAAUGAGGGGGAGCAUUACAACCCUUCCACAGGGAAGUUUAUUUGUGCCAUCCCAGGGAUUUAUUAUUUUUCUUAUGAUAUCACCUUAGCAAAUAAGCAUCUUGCAAUUGGGCUGGUUCACAAUGGGAAGUACCGCAUAAAGACCUUCGAUGCCAACACAGGCAACCACGAUGUAGCUUCUGGAUCCACAGUGAUCUACCUUCAGCCAGAAGAUGAAGUAUGGCUCGAGAUCUUCUACACCGACCAAAACGGUCUCUUUUCUGAUCCAACAUGGGCAGAUAGUUUGUUUUCUGGAUUUCUCUUAUACGUUGACACAGAUUACCUUGAUGCUUUAUCGGAUGAAGAUGAGCUUUGAAGCAGAUGAUGUUAAAUGACAUCCAAACUGGACAUCCCAGCACAGGAUUUUAUCUAGCUGUGUGGGGGACACAAAGUUGAAAAAGCAAACAAACAAACAAAAGAGUUUAUUUUUGCUUUGAUAAGAACCAAGUCUGAGCUCCUAAGGAUCCUUCUAGAGUCUAAGCUGGAUUUUUUACUGAACAGCAGGGAUAUCAAAGGGAACUGUAAUUAACAAAAGACUGCAUCACUCCAGGACUGACUCUUCCUGAAAAUUAUGUUUAUAAUACUAUUUAAACAAAUUUAAAAUGCUGUACAUUGGAUUUUAUAUAAAAUCUAUUAAGUUGCAAUGUAGAAUGGAUGUUUUGUAUAUGACAUUAAAGUAAAAUUGA
Merops nubicus (carmine bee-eater) is the source of this 1448-nucleotide messenger RNA. RefSeq names its product C1q and tumor necrosis factor related protein 7 (gene C1QTNF7). The record is from RefSeq and is a predicted model, not a curated record. Gene Ontology annotation, molecular function: protein binding. Lineage: Eukaryota; Metazoa; Chordata; Aves; Coraciiformes; Meropidae. The transcript is spliced from 3 exons. Bases 209 to 1078 code for a protein of 289 amino acids.